Messenger RNA from Mollisia scopiformis, 1410 nucleotides. Its product is annotated as pyruvate dehydrogenase. Gene Ontology annotation, biological process: pyruvate decarboxylation to acetyl-CoA. Lineage: Eukaryota; Fungi; Ascomycota; Leotiomycetes; Helotiales; Mollisiaceae. The transcript has 3 exons. The record is from RefSeq and is a predicted model, not a curated record. The coding region runs from base 1 to 1410 and encodes 469 amino acids. Gene Ontology annotation, molecular function: dihydrolipoyllysine-residue acetyltransferase activity. Gene Ontology annotation, cellular component: pyruvate dehydrogenase complex.
AUGUUAAGUUCGGUUUUGAGACGCCGGGUUGCGAGCGCCCUUCCAAAGUCGCAACUCACCUUCCACCUGGCACGAUGCUAUGCGUCCAAGUCAUUCCCGCCUCACACGGUGGUCACAAUGCCUGCCCUGUCCCCGACGAUGACUGCUGGUAACAUUGGUCAAUGGCAGAAGAAGCCCGGCGAUGCAAUUGUUCCGGGUGAUGUCCUGGUUGAGAUCGAGACGGACAAGGCACAAAUGGACUUUGAGUUCCAAGAGGAGGGUGUGCUGGCCAAAAUCUUAAAAGAAUCGGGAGAGAAAGAUGUUGCAGUUGGCAAUCCGAUUGCGAUUAUGAUUGAGGAAGGAGAGGAUGCGUCGGCUUUCGAGUCUUUCACACUUGAGGAUGCUGGAGGAGAGAAAUCACCACCACCAGCACCAAAGGAGGAGGCUAGUGAAUCUUCUGAGCCAGCAGAUACUAAGUCCGGAACUGCACCACCACCCAAGCAGGAGUCAGCACCAGCUCCGGAAGAGACUGAGUCGAGUGGUGGCAGAUUACAGUCAGCUUUGGACAGGACGCCAAAUGCCAGCGCUGCCGCUAUCAGAUUAGCAAUUGAGACUGGUGUCAAGAUCACUGGUCUCAAGGGAACUGGAACCGGUGGACAAAUUACGGAGGCCGAUGUUAAGAAGGCUUCCUCCGGUGGAGCCGCAGCUGCACCAGGCGCUGCCCCAGCUGCUUCAUACGUCGACACUCCCACUACUUCUAUGCGCAAGACUAUCGCCAACCGCCUUACCGAGUCUGUGAACCAAAAUCCUCACUACUUCGUCGCUGCUACCGUCUCAGUAUCCAAGCUACUCAAGCUCCGUGCAGCUUUGAAUGCCUCAGCGGAUGGAAAGUACAAGCUCUCGGUGAAUGAUUUCUUGAUUAAGGCCUGCGCUGUUGCUUGCAAGAAGGUUCCCACUGUCAACUCAAGCUGGAGAGAUGGUUUCAUCCGUCAAUUCAACAACGUAGACAUCAGCGUCGCCGUCGCAACCCCAGUUGGACUCAUGACCCCAAUUGUCAAGAGCGUCGAAGGACUUGGCCUUGAGUCAAUUUCCGCACAGGUUAAGGAUCUUGGCAAGCGCGCCAGAGACGGCAAGCUCAAGCCAGAAGAAUACCAAGGCGGAACCUUCACCAUCAGCAACAUGGGCAUGAACCCUGCGAUCGAUCGAUUCACCGCUGUCAUCAACCCUCCCCAAGCCGGUAUCCUCGCUGUCGGAACUACAAAGAAGGUCGCUAUCCCAGUUGAGACGGAGGAGGGCACAUCAAUUGAGUGGGACGAUCAAAUAGUGGUUACUGGAAGCUUCGAUCACAAGGUGGUGGAUGGUGCUGUUGGAGGCGAGUGGAUUAAGGAAUUCAAGAAGGUCGUGGAGAAUCCUUUGGAGCUGCUGUUGUGA